AUGGCUUUCGGUUUUGGAAACGCGAGCAAUGCCAUGAUGGGCGCACCUUCCGCUGGCGGGGUGGGGGGGUUGUCGCAAGGAAGCGAUCUCGAGGUUAUCCAGACAGAGUGGAGUGUUAAUUUGUAUAUACAGGGUCUUGGAUUUCUCUCUCUCGCCGGCGAUUCAAAGGUUCAGUUGACCUCAAAAUGGCAGCCUGCUCCAGCCCCAACGGCAUCCCUUCUUAGCAUUGCCCCUCGAAAGGGUCUGGUUGCUGCGGCCAGCCCAGAUGCGGUACACAUCGCCACAACCGAGUCUGUACGGAAAGCGUUCGAGGGCCCUAAGAAUGGCGAUAGCGACGUCCGACCGUUCACACCCCAGGCCAAGGUGCCGCUUGGCAUCAGGAUCUCACAGUUAGCCUUCACCGUGGAUGAACAAUUCCUCAUUCUUUCCGCCGAGUCGGGCGGUGGUCUUGCUGUCUACAAUACCGACACGCUUACACAAGGCGGCACGCAAUCCGCCUUCGAAAUACCUACAAAUUCGGAAUCUCUCAGGGCUCUGGUUCCAAAUCCUUCACCGGAUCUCUCGCACUUCGUCGCCAUCGUGACGGACAAAGGCAACCUCUUGAUGGCGAACCUUGCGGAGAAGAAGCUUGUAUCGGGCGCGAAUGGGCCAGUACUUCGUUCUGUGGAAAAGGCACAUAUUCCAAAGUCCCCCAGUGUUGGAGAUUACCAUGUUGCCUCGUUGGCCUGGAUUGAGAACCACGUGUUCCUUGCUGUUUACAACCAGACAAAUGGUCAAGAUCCAUCUGUUUUCAACCUAAUCACCCGCCAUCAACCACCAGGAGGAACACCUACGUUCACCUAUCAGAAGAUCACUGACCCGGUAGAGCCUUUUGUGGCCGACAAGACACCACACCACACUAUCCUCAGGCUGAAGGAUUUCCCCCCAAAUCUCGACGAGUGUUUGCUGGUUGCGUCAACGGCCAAUGAAGGCAUUGGUUUAUUGACACGCUCCAAGACCCCCUUGACACAGGACAAGGAUGCGGACAAGAUCACAAAUGUGUUCACAACAACUGAGUUUGCUGACGAUUCUAAGCGUGCUCAGCUCCCUAUGGGCGAGGACCUGACCGAUACGUUUCCUAUCGGAGCGACGCUCGACCUGUCCAGCAAGGAAAAGGUUUACAAGCCCAUCCCGACGGACGAAAUCGAGAACUCUCCCGGGCCUCUCCCUGGCCUGUGGGUGCUCAAUAAUGAAGGCGUGCUUGUGUCCUGGUGGGUUGUCUAUAACGAAUCUAUUCGGGCCGGGACAACGUAUCCGGGCAUCGUAGGAGGGUCUGCCGCUCAGGCAAUCACACCAGCGGCCCCAGCUAGCUCUGGCGUCUCUGCCUUUGGGUCUCCUGCCGUUGCUAGCUCUGGAGCUUCUGCUUUUGGGUCCCCUGCCCUUGCCAGCCCUGGAGUCUCUGCCUUUGGCAAACCCUCUCCUGCUCCAGCUUUCGGGACACCGUCCUCUCCCGCGGCAUUCGGUGGUUCCUCUGCUUUGGGAGCCAAGGCUUCACCCUGGGCUACCGCAUCAGGUACAUCUGCUGCCCCAGCGUUUGGUUCCAGCGCGUUCGGUAGUAAACCAGCUGCUGCUGUACCUGCGUUUGGUGCCCCUGCUUUUGGCCAGCCAUCGGCCCCUGCGUUCGGCCAGAGUUCACUAGGAUUGGGGUCGGCUAAGCCUUCUCCAUGGGCCACGGGAACAACUGCUUCUGCAGCACCUGCCUUUGGACAGUCAGGUUUAGGCAGCUCGGCAGCCGCCGCCGGUAAGGUGUUCGGUAGCGGUGCUGCUCCACCAGCUGGUGGUUUUGCCAGUUUUGCCAGUAAGGGUGGCUUUGGGUCUCUGGGCGGUGCUUCUUCCGGAUCCAGCAUCUUCGGAUCAAAGCCUGCUGGCUCUGCCCCCGCCCCUGAAGUCUCAAUGGAUACACCUACAGCAUUCCCUCCGCCGGCUGCGAAGACGGACAGACCCGCUUUUGGGGCUUCUCCUUUUGUAUUGGGAAGUACAUUCAAGGCUGAUACCUCAAGUGCUGCUAGUGCCUUUGAAACUAAAAAGCCAGAAGGCAGCUCCAUGUUUGGAAGUGGGUUCAGCUCUGCCUUGGAAGCCCCAGCUUCCAAGGAUGAGGAUAUGGAUAGAGUAACGCCAGCGCCCGAGGAGAAGCCCAAGUCUGUAUUUGGUGACCUCGGAUCUACUACGCCAACAUCGACACCGGCCCCCUCGAAGUUCGGCUUCCAAACUGCUGGCGCCGAAGCUGCCAAAACGACCCUAUUUGCCCCGAAGGCCUCGGCUCCCACAUCUAGUAUCUUUGGAACUCCAGGACCUGCUUCGUCGGGGCUUUUUAAGCCAAAGCCGGAAACUGACCUCUUUGGUCAACCGAAGCCUGCUGCUAAUCCUUUUGGCGCACCGAAACCUGCCGCGGCAAAUGUAUUUGGGUCACCAAAACCUGCGGAAAAUCCUUUCGGAGCACCAAAGAUCAAGCAAGAGGAAAGUGAUAAAGAGAAUGUUAAGAGUGUUCCGGCGGCCCCUCUGCCGCCGGAUGCAACUAGUAAGGCCGACUUCUCUUUUAGCUCUUCAUCUUCAGGAUCAAACAACUCACAAGAAGCAGAUACCAAAGCUCCUGUGAAAGCAGAGGAGGCGCCACUCCCUCCGGAUUUCAUGAAACCAGGCCCCCCCUCGAAGGAAACAUCUAAGUCACCAGGAUUCAGUGAAAGCGAUACUGGGCGGAUGCCCCCCAACCUGCUUUCGAGCAAACCGAAGCCUGAGGUCUACGAUGCCAAACCACCUACCCCUGAGGAGGCCCCCUUGCCGCCUGACUUUAUCGGCAAGCCCGCCACCAAACUUCCGGAUGUCCCUGCUGUGCCAGAAAGCCCCGACGAGAGUGAACUAUCAGAAUGUGACGUGGAAGAUCAGACUCACGAACUUGAGGAAGGUGAGGUUGAUGAAGAAGAGGAAGAGUACGAUGAGGAAGAAUCGGAAGGCAGCGGCGUUGAUGUGACUAAGGAGUUCAGCCCGACAGCUGGCGGUUUUGAGAGUCACACUCCUGGCAUCACUCCCCAUGGGUCUUUUGAUGGUGGCAUGACUGGAAGUGCGUUCUCGACCAUUUCAAGAUCCGAGGCCAACCAAGGUCGCCCGCUCUUUGGCGAGAUCAACACGAGGAACGCCCCGUCGUUCCCCAAGCCGGUGCCGACAAGCCCUCGAUCGCCGAGUCCGAUGCGAGGUCCACCUCGGGCGAGCCUUCUUCGGCCUGGUCCCCCCGACACUCCUCGGUCCUUUGCGCCAGGUGUUGCGUCGGAUCUCUUGGGACGUCGCUCAGCACCCCCGGCUACCAGCCCGUUCGGUUCUGCUCCAGCUAGCCGGGCGCGGCCACAGGAGGUCGACCCUAACAUCAAAGCCCAGAUGAGGCUCGCGGCCAAGCGAGAAGAAGAAGCCAAGCAAGCCCUCGUAGAUCCGGAAGACGAGGGCAUCCAGCAACUUCUCCGCUCCAAAAUUGAGCCCACUCUGCAGAUUGACGAGUUCUUGGCGACGGACACAAGGCUCAAGGAAAUUGAGAAGCGCGGAGAGAACGAGAUCCCAGCUGCGUGCGAGGCUCUCUGGCGGGAUAUCAACCGCAUGAUUGAUCGCCUGGGCCUCAACUCCCGAGCGCUCCAGUCUUUCAUCCUCGGCCAUACCACCCUCCGCAAGGAGGACGGCCACGACCAGGACGAUCUCGAACACCCCGAUGACUGGGUCCUUGUCGAAGCUGAAGAUCUCGGUAAAAUAAUCGACAGCCAACUCUCCCGUCGCCUGGAAGAGGGCCGCAUUCAAGAGAUUGACCGCGUCGAAGAUGAGAUUUCUGGCCUGAUGCGGGACCUGACCAAGCUCCGCGCCAAAGAAGAAGACAUGCGCAAGAUCAUCAUGGCGCAUGUCGAUCCCGACCAGGUGAAUGUUGCCAAAUCUUUACCUCUUAGUGCGGAGCAGGCCGCGCAGCAGAAUGAGCUCAGACGAUCCUUCGCGACGUUUUCGGGGCUGUUGGCGGGAGCAGAAGAGGCAUUGACGCUGCUCAAGGCAAAGAUUGCUUCUGCAGGGGGUGCGAGCGGUAGAGCACCUGUUCCUACGGUGGAUGCCAUCUUGAGAACGAUUCAAAAGAUGACCAGCAUGGCGGAGAAGAGGAGCGGGGAUAUUGAUGUUUUGGAGAACCAGAUGAGGAGGUUGAGGUUGGGGACUCCGGCGAGGAGCAGGGAGGGGAGUCCGUUUGUUGGUGGAGGAGGGCCGGCCACGCCGACGCCGAAUAAUAGGAGGUCGUUGUUGAUGAGCCCCGGCAGGGGGGAGUCGCCUUUUGGGGCGUCGGUUAGGAUGGGAAGUGUUGGACCUGGCGGCGGUGGUGGGGCGGGGCCUAGUCCGAGGAAGAAGUUGAGUCAGUUUAGUGAGGAGGAGAAGAAGGUGCUGAGGGAGAGGGAGAGGAGGAGGAAGAAUGUGUUGGGGUUGUUGAGGGGGAGUUUGGAGAGGACGGGGGGGAAUGUUAGUCGGUUGAGGGAUGAUGAGUAG
Molecule: messenger RNA, 4536 nt
Organism: Podospora anserina S mat+
Lineage: Eukaryota; Fungi; Ascomycota; Sordariomycetes; Sordariales; Podosporaceae
Exons: 3
Coding region: 1-4536 (1511 amino acids)
Molecular function (GO): protein binding
Source: RefSeq, a predicted model, not a curated record